AUGCAACCUGCACUCGCGCCAGCGCCGCAUCCAAGCAUGCAGACUUCUGCUCAGGAUCCCGCGGAUCAGGUCCUCCAUGACCAGCUUUUAGCUGCUCAGCACCACUUGGGCGGUCGUCCCCAGGGUGCUCCUGGACAGCAACAGCAUUUGCAGCCCAGCAAUGCUAGCCCGCGAGACCAGCCAAAUAUCGACCCUGCUAUCUCGGGUGCCAUGCUCGGCGCCCCCCAAACGCCGACCCAACCCCAGGGUUCUCCCCCUUCUGACGGCGGCUCCAAGAGCUACGGGAAGCGUGAGCUGUCCACUUCUAAGCGUGCUGCCCAGAACCGUGCUGCUCAGCGCGCAUUCCGCCAGCGCAAGGAAACCUACAUCCGCAAACUCGAGGAAGAGGUUAAGAACAUCGACCCCCUCAAGGAUCAGGUCAAGUCCCUGGUGGGUGAGAAUUACCAGCUGCGCGAAUACAUCAUCAAUUUGCAAUCGCGUCUUCUAGAAGCCCAGGGUGAAGUCCCCGAGCUUCCCGCCAACAUCGAUUUGAGCCAGCCCCGCACCACUGAGAUGGCUCUUGCCAAUGCCGGAGUUCAGAACUCCAGCCCCCCGGGCUCGGUGCCCACCCCAGGACCCCAGGGCCAGCACCCCAGUUCAGUCUCGGAUGAUAUGAACUCUCUGAACCGCAUCGCUGCGGCAACGCUUGGCAUGCGUAAGCACCCUGAUGACGCUACCUUCCUGAACAACAACAACUUCCAGCAAAACAAGCGGGUGCGCACGGAUGAAAACCAGGACGGAAACGACGGCGUGAACAAGCAGGAGGUCUCACAUGGUCUUCCUAUGGUAAACUAA
This is a messenger RNA of Penicillium mononematosum, 834 nucleotides long. Its product is annotated as BZIP transcription factor. The transcript is spliced from 4 exons. Gene Ontology annotation, molecular function: transcription cis-regulatory region binding; DNA-binding transcription activator activity, RNA polymerase II-specific. The record is from RefSeq and is a predicted model, not a curated record. Bases 1 to 834 code for a protein of 277 amino acids. Gene Ontology annotation, cellular component: RNA polymerase II transcription regulator complex. NCBI's taxonomy places the organism in Eukaryota, Fungi, Ascomycota, Eurotiomycetes, Eurotiales, Aspergillaceae.